Molecule: messenger RNA, 1299 nt
Organism: Dothidotthia symphoricarpi CBS 119687
Lineage: Eukaryota; Fungi; Ascomycota; Dothideomycetes; Pleosporales; Dothidotthiaceae
Exons: 1
Coding region: 420-803 (127 amino acids)
Molecular function (GO): oxidoreductase activity
Source: RefSeq, a predicted model, not a curated record
GGCAAAGUGUUGAGAUGAUAUGCAGUAGCUCUGUCAACAAGGUUGGGGUACCAGCUUCCAAGUGAGGGGCAGAACGCGGGAGCUCUCAUGCAGGGUGCAUCGAUGCCCAUCAUACACCCACCGCGGACCUCCGAGCCGACAUCGCCGUCCCUCCGCGCUUUUCUCUCGACACCUUCUCAACCCGUUUGACUGAUUCUAACCUGAACUCGUGUAUUGUGCAGUCAAAGAAUUGGUCGAGAACCUCUGGCGCCCUGAAGAUGGCUGUAAAGGGAAGUAGUAAAAUAAGGCAGCCAGCCGGCUGACUGUAUCGGACGGCAUCGCUGCCCAUACAUAAUACCUCUGUAGAGCCUCUCAAGUUUCUGAUCUCAAAGCAUCUCUCACCGUUCAUACUCGUCUGAACAAUUUCCUACACUCCCAAAAUGUACACAGUCUUCAUGUUCGUUGUCCGCAAGCCCGGCACAACCAUCUCACAAUUCAAACACCACUACGAAACCAAGCACCUCCCACUCGUCCUCGAAAUCCUUGGCGACGUCAUGCCUGUUCGUCACUCACGUCACUAUCUUUCACGAGCUGGAGACACCGACGAUGCCCCACCUCUCGUCAUCCUUGGCAACCCAGACGCAGUCGACUACGACUGUAUCACUUUAAUCGAGCUAGAGGACGAGGCCCAUUUCCAGCACUUCAACGAGGCGUUUGCGAACAGCCCGCGGCGUCAGGAGCUCGAGGCUGACCAGGAUGAGUUUACGGAUAGGGCCAAGCUUCGCCUUGUGGGCGUGGAGAGUGUGAGCGUGACGGCACGGUAGAUGAGGUGGCCUUGAUAGUCGCACAAUCUGGCUAGUGUUAGUAAUGUGGAUCUGUUAAUAGACAUGAGUGUAACUUGAGGGGUUCGCAUGUCUGGUAACACAAUAUCUCUCGGCGUAUACCUUCCUGGAACAGACAAGCGACAAGACAAACUGCCUGCCCCAUUGACAGUUGCCUAUUCGCAGAAGCUUUGUACAACAAACGCCUUUCUACUGUUCCAACGCAGAACAUAAUCACAACCAGCACUGGUCUCUCGGAUAGUUGAAAUAUCAGGAACUAAGGUGCAGCGAACUCUUGCAACAACUUUACAACUACAUCCCAGACUAGUGUAAGAGUCUUGUACCUAAAUUCCCAUCAGUAUACGCCUGACGUGCACCUUUGUCAAGUUUAUCAGUCUAGUUUUGAAGCUUGUAGGAGCUACAAAGACCACAGCUUACUUCCCGUUUUUACACUUGACCGAGAGCUGAUGUCGCACAUGGCUCCGUCCCAUGUUCACGG